Messenger RNA from Paramecium tetraurelia, 390 nucleotides. RefSeq lists its product as uncharacterized. The record is from RefSeq and is a predicted model, not a curated record. The transcript has a single exon. Lineage: Eukaryota; Ciliophora; Oligohymenophorea; Peniculida; Parameciidae.
AUGGAAGAAAUGAAAUUUUCACAUAGAUCUUAAUCAUUAACUGAUUUUUAAAGUGAAAUUUACACUAGAUUCCUCGAUAUGCACGAAGAAUUGUCCAAAUCUUCUAAAAACAUCAACUAUCUCAUCAACCACAGUCUUAAACAAUUAGAAAGCAAUCAACAGGAGGCUAGAUUUAGUUUUUCUGCAAACUCUUAAAAUCAACAAGAACUAAAUUCUUUUGAAGAAAUGGUAAUUGAAGAAGACUUGGAUUUGGAAACUCAACCUUCUAAUAAUGAAAGAGAAUAAAUUUUAGAAAAUAAAAUUAAAAUCUACGAAUCUGCUCUUAAUACAUUUUAACAUGAAAACUUCAAAAAAGAUCAAGAAAUUAUCAGACUCACAAAUUAGUAAUGA